Messenger RNA from Chenopodium quinoa (quinoa), 1506 nucleotides. RefSeq lists its product as uncharacterized. The transcript is spliced from 5 exons. Lineage: Eukaryota; Viridiplantae; Streptophyta; Magnoliopsida; Caryophyllales; Amaranthaceae. Bases 967 to 1506 code for a protein of 179 amino acids. The record is from RefSeq and is a predicted model, not a curated record.
UGCAGCUGGGUUUAUGGUUGGUGCAUCACUUUGAUGCUAACACAUGCUCUUUAAACAUUCCAGAUUCUGAACCUUUUUGUAUCACUGAAGAGCAUGUGCAUCAAGUACUUGGGCUGCCAAUGGGUGGCAUAGAAAUUGACAAAAAUAAUUUUUCCAGAGAUAAGAAAGUGAUUCAGAAAUGGAAGAAGCAAUUCAAAAGCAACUCACUCUCUAUCAAAAUAGGGGAGCUGAAAGAGUUUCUGAAAGAGCAUAACUCAGCUGGUCUUAUGUUCAAAAGGAACUUUGUAGUGCUAUGCGUUUCUACAUUGAUGGAUGGUAAACUUUUUAUUUUUAUUUUGCUUAUUUUUAGUUAUAGUUAGCACUUAGCAGUUGUGUGCUAUAUAUAGCAAUUAUAUUAUCUAAGUUGUUGGUCAUAUAUGUAUAGAAUCAGUUACUUGAAUCUAUACAUCAUUAGAUAGAGACUAUUGACACUUUCAGAAUAAGAUAUAUAUAUAUGUAUUUAUCUUUUGUUCUAUUUAUUUAUAUUUUGAUGGAUUAUUGUUGUUAGUCAAUGAUGAGAUGGGUGAAAAAAUUUGGAAUAGGAUUUGGUACAUACUUCAUAUUAACAUACUUGUCAAAAAAUUUCAAGUUAUAUUAUAAAUUAGUUAUAUCAUCAGGAAAAGGUGGAGAGUCAACAUCAUGGUUUAAAUUUUAUAGGAGUUUGCUAAUUUUCAAUUUUGUUUGCUUAUUUAUAUUAUAUUUUGUUCAUUUAAAUUUCCUUUUGCUCAUUUUUCUUUUGUUUUGCUCAUUUUUUUUUCAGGGAAACAAAAUGUGAAUAUCAAUUAUGAUAUUCUCACAUUUCUUUCUGAUGUUGAUAAAAUAAAGGACUUGAAUUGGUGCAAGUAUAUCCUUGAUUCACUUGUGAAGGCCAAGCUUUUCUGGGAAGAACGUCAAACUCGUUCUUUUCCUGGAUCUUUACUGUUUCUUAUGCUUUUAUACGUUGAUCAGUUUGUCAUUGAGGAAGUUAAAGCCAAACGAGAAACUCCAGUUCUCAAAGGUUGGACAACCAAUAUGUUGUCAAGUUGUGAGAAAUUGGAAAUUUUUAAGGGGAGGCUUGGAGUUUUUUAUAAAAACCAGAAGCUUGUUGGUCCUUCUGGCAGCAAACAACCAAAACUGGAACAAUCUGAUCCAAUUCAUACAAAAAAUGAAGAAAUUGAACAAGAUCCGAAGAAGAAAUGCCUUAUGGAGCUUGCAACAGCAUCUACAAAUCUAGUCUUGGCAUACAUGGAUUUCAGUGAAAAACAUGAAACUGUUGUUAAGUAUUUUCCAAACAAUGAGAAGAUUCAAAAGCUGAAGGAAGAUGCAAUGACUGUUUGUGAUGAGCAGAAGAUGAGCUCUAAAGCUUUGACUGAAGAUAUUCCUCUCUCAUUUAGCCAAGAUGAACAGUAUUGGCAAGAUCCAGCUGUAAUUGAAGCUUGGGAUAGGUUUUCGAAGAUUUCAGGCAAUGACAACAAGUGGUAUACCUGA